AAGAAGAAGAAGAAAAAAAUAAUAAUAAUAAUCAUGUCUUUAUCGAGUUUUCUACCUAUGCCGACCCAGUUGUCCCAGGACCAGCUGGAGGCUGGCGAGCGGCUCCAAGCCCAGAUGUCCCACUGCACCUCCUUGGUUUUGUCCCGUAGAGAUCCUCCUCCUUAUGGGCACAGACAGGGCUGGGUCCCUCGCUCCCUGGAGGAUUUUGGAGAUGGAGGAGCAUUCCCAGAAAUCCAUGUGGCGCAGUUUCCUCUGGAGAUGGGGAGGAAGAAAAGGACAUCCAAUGCUCUGGCUGUCCAGGUGGACGCAGAAGGCAAAAUUAAAUAUGAUGCUAUAGCCAGACAAGGACAGAGCAAGGAUAAGGUCAUCUUCAGUAAGUACACAGAUCUGCUGCCAAAAGAAGUGAUGAAUGAUGAAGCUCCUGAGCUCCAGAGGCCAGAAGAGGACGCUGUCAGAGAGCUGACAGAGAAGACCCGGGUUGCUCUAAACAAACAGGUGACUCAGAAGAUCGCAGCAGCCAUGCCCGUGAGGGCUGCGGACAAACAGGCCCCUGCACAGUACAUUAGGUACACGCCAUCCCAACAAGGAAUGGCCUUUAAUUCCGGGGCCAAGCAACGGGUGAUCCGUAUGGUAGAAAUGCAGAAAGACCCCAUGGAACCACCACGUUUUAAAAUCAACAAGAAGAUCCCACGAGGGCCUCCAUCUCCUCCUGCUCCUGUCAUGCAUUCUCCAAACAGAAAGAUGACUGUGAAGGAGCAGCAGGAGUGGAAGAUUCCUCCUUGUAUUUCCAACUGGAAGAAUGCUAAAGGCUACACCAUCCCAUUGGACAAACGUCUAGCUGCUGAUGGCAGGGGGCUGCAGACAGUCCACAUUAAUGAAAACUUUGCCAAACUGGCCGAGGCACUGUACAUCGCAGAUAGAAAGGCCAGAGAAGCAGUGGAGAUGAGAGCUCAAGUGGAGAAGAAGAUGGCCCAGAAGGAGAAGGAAAAGAAGGAGGAGAAGUUGAGGGAGCUGGCCCAAAUGGCCCGAGACCGCAGGGCCGGCAUCAAAUGUCACAGCGACAAAGCAGGUGGCGAGGAUGGUGAAGCCAGGGAGCGUGACGAGAUCCGCCAAGACCGAAGGAAAGAGAGGCAGCAUGACAGGAACAUUAGCAGGGCUGCUCCCGAUAAGAGGUCAAAGCUGCAGAGAGACCAGGACAGGGACGUCAGCGAACUUAUCGCUCUGGGAUUGCCAAACCCUCAGAGCUCCAAUGAGGCCCAGUAUGACCAGCGACUCUUCAAUCAGAGCAAGGGGAUGGACAGCGGUUUUGCUGGAGGUGAGGAUGAGACGUACAACGUGUACGACCAGCCCUUCAACAGUGGCAGAGACAUGGCCCAAAAUAUCUAUCGUCCAAGCAAGAAUCUGAACAAGGAUGCCUAUGCAGACGACUUCGAUGCACUCACGCGUGACACAAGAUUUGUUCCAGACAAAGGUUUUUCUGGUGUGGAACAUGGGCAGAGGCGGGAGGGACCUGUGCAGUUUGAGGAGGAUCCUUUUGGUCUUGAUAAAUUCUUGGAGGAGGCAAAGCAACAUGGUGGCUCUAAGAGGCCGUCAGCCAGCAGCCGCUCCAAGGAGGAUUACCACGGCAAAAAACGCAGGAAGGAGUGACGGCCGAGUGAUGUUGGCAUCCCAUUAGACUGAUUGUGCCCUUGGUCUAUGUGUCUACACAUUUUUGGUGAAUUUAAAAUAUACCAGCAAGGUU
Molecule: messenger RNA, 1741 nt
Organism: Thalassophryne amazonica
Lineage: Eukaryota; Metazoa; Chordata; Actinopteri; Batrachoidiformes; Batrachoididae
Product: SNW domain-containing protein 1-like
Exons: 14
Coding region: 34-1647 (537 amino acids)
Biological process (GO): mRNA splicing, via spliceosome
Cellular component (GO): spliceosomal complex
Source: RefSeq, a predicted model, not a curated record